Messenger RNA from Trypanosoma brucei brucei TREU927, 2436 nucleotides. RefSeq lists its product as hypothetical. The transcript has a single exon. Lineage: Eukaryota; Euglenozoa; Kinetoplastea; Trypanosomatida; Trypanosomatidae. The record is from RefSeq and is a predicted model, not a curated record. Bases 1 to 2436 code for a protein of 811 amino acids.
AUGCGGAUCGCAACGAGUCCUACAGGAAGGGGGAAAAAUAGUUCGGUGCUGCCGUUGCUGAGGCGCUUCAGUUGGGGCAAUGGUAUGUGUUCUCCGUACUACACAGAACACAGGCGGCAGUCGACUCUUACCUCUUCGGCGUUGUCAUCGCCAGCAAAUCACAACCAACAAGUUGUGUACAGGAGUAUCCGAGAUUGCAGAGAGCGCGCUUUCCACUUGAUUCAGGAGCUCGUUAGUUCCCCUAUUCCCGGUUGUGGUUUGUCUUACUCAACCAACGGUAGUUUCGGAGGUCCAUCUUUGACCGUGAAUGCUGUCAGUGGCGUGGCUUCCCUUCUUGAGUUGUACGACAAGGCCUACUACUUUCUACAUCUCCUUCACAGGACUAUUCUUGUGCCGCGCAACGUGGUAAGAGACACAGAUGAUUUUACAGAGUUUCUGUUGCGCUGCUUUCGACGUCCCAGUGAUUCUUUGUUAAAGGGUGAUGAGGAGCUGCAAAUGAGCGAUACUGCCAUUGUUGAUGGUUUUGUGGAAUGGAUGGAGACGUCACUCAUGUCGGCUGGCCAGUUCGUGUCAUUUGUUGAAGUGCUGCAGCUCGUUGGAUCAUAUGUACGGUACCACAAGGGGGUGCGGUGGGGCGCAAGGCCUUCGGAGGAGGAAUGGUACCGCUGCGGCUACCGACUGCAUCCGUGGCACGACACCUACUGCCCAUCCUCACGGGCGGAGCAAAUGCCUUAUGUGCACUUGCUGCAGUGGCUGAUGCGAGCAAAGCCGACGAAGUUGGAAGAGAAGAUAGAUGAUAAGGAAGGUGCUCAUGGUGCAUCUUCGCUAUUUUCAACAGCUGCAAAGGAGAGUGCAAUGCGGGCGUGGUAUGCCACUGAGGAGUUCUCACCGCCUUCGUGGCAUACGGUUGUUGGUAAUAGUAAUCGACUUGGCUUUACAGCCCUUGACUGCGGUUGUCAUAGUGGCUACAUGACAGAACUUCUUCUGAAGGCUGGUGCGCAGGAGGUGCUUGGUGUUGAUGUGUCGCCUCAUCAUCUAGGGAAUGCAGAGGCAACUUUAAGUGAGCACUUGAGAGAGCGACGAAGCUCCUCGUAUUCAAGAAAAACGGUUCAGUUCGUUCGCUGUGACAUCCUUCCGGAUCUACCUGAUGAGGCAAGGCAAACGAAGACACCUCCUCUAGGCCCAGAAGGAAGCACAAACUCUGCUGCUGCUGAGAACCGGCGUCGGCUGGCACGGUGCCACCACAUGCCGAGUGAUUCGGAUGGAUUAAAAACGGAAACGGAGGUAACGGGUCCCUUUGACUUACUCUUGUUUCACCCACCUCUGCCACUGUUGUUUCCCACGUGGCCCCUGUUUCACGAUUUGUACGAAUCUGUAGACCAGCUUGCAUAUGAUGCCGGUCGUCGGCAUCCUCAUUGCCGUUUAUCUGUACUCAAUGAAUUUUUGCAAAGAUUAUUGGGCUCGUCAAAUGGCGAAGAAAAUAAUAGCGAGCGUCGGCGAAAUGCGCAUCAACAAUUGAACCACCAACGAAGACUUGUAGCACCACUUAUUAAAGACAAUGGCUACGUGGCUUUUAUACUCCCACGUAAUUUUGACACAAGAGCUAUUCUUCAACGCAUGUCCACUUCUUCGGCGGGGAAGAAUUGCACAAGUUGUGGAUCAGAUGGUUUGGCACCUCUUGUGCCUCUGAGCGAUGUUGUGACAAUGACUCUUGAGGGAUCUUAUACACUGGUGUUGAAACGGUCUCAUUCAUUGUCUUCGCUUCUGAAUCGCAUGGAUUAUAUACAAAAGAGUAUCUCCGCUUUCAUCAGAGCAUUUGUUUCUCCACAGCACCGUUCGCGUGUGGAGCAGGAGGUGAGGGACUUCUACAGCAAUCACCAAGCAAUAGACCUUAUUGUUAUGCGUAAGAUAGCAAGACAGAAGACAAAUGAAGAUAAUGAUAAUAAGGAUUGCAGUGUACGUGCAGUACUGCAAAAAGUUUCAGAGCCAAUUGCGUAUGAGGACAGUUUUGAGUACGAGGAGUAUAUUCCCGCCGGUGGUUCUCCGUUGGCACACCACUGGACUGAAAUGACACCAUCUUUCUCAUAUCUGGAAGAUGAAUUCUUUGGGUGUGCUGACAGCGUUGGUACAAAUGGACCCCCAAACGGAGCGAGUUUUUUAGCUGUUGGUCACCCGCUAGUUCCUGUGACGAGGCAACUUGUUGGAGUUGAUCGCUUUGGUGCUGGGGGGAGAGAUGCAACUCAGGGAGAGUCGGGAAGUUUUGACAAAAUGUUUGCAAAAGAAAUGAGAAGAAGAGGUGGUCGGAUGCGUAAGAUGGCACUGACGCCACUCGAGAAACAGGAGUGGUACAUUGAUGAGAAGCUUGUGAAAUCAGAGGCAGCGAAGGUUGACCUUAUGAACGAACUUUCACGAUUUGAAUUGAAGGACUUUGACUGA